Hyaloscypha bicolor E is the source of this 2022-nucleotide messenger RNA. Its product is annotated as copper radical oxidase. The record is from RefSeq and is a predicted model, not a curated record. The transcript has a single exon. The coding region runs from base 141 to 1646 and encodes 501 amino acids. NCBI's taxonomy places the organism in Eukaryota, Fungi, Ascomycota, Leotiomycetes, Helotiales, Hyaloscyphaceae. Gene Ontology annotation, molecular function: protein binding.
GGGUUUCUUUCCGGUUCCUUAUCUUCAUUCCAGUGCUCUAUAAAUUCAGAAUAUCCCCACAACAUCCCUUCCCCAAUUCUCUCCUUCCAUCCUACACGCGGACAUCAAUUUCCCCUCUCCAUUACUUGGAUCUGGUCAGGAUGUUCCCCAAGCUUCUUUUAUUUCAUAUUACUGCUCUUCUAUCAGUAAACACACUAGUACGUGGUGCGAAUCUAGGUCAAUGGGGGCCCUUGAUCGAGUUUCCUUUAGUUCCAGUAGCUGCAGCACUACUACAUGAUACUGGAGAACUCCUCGUCUGGUCAGCAUAUUCUACCGACACAUUUGGACCCACGAUAUCUGGGCAGACACAGACUGCCAUAUACAAUCCAGCUACAGGUGCUGUCACCAAGAAAACUAUCACGAAUACGCAGCACGACAUGUUUUGCCCAGGAAUAUCUGUCGACUUCACUGGCAGAAUCAUGGUCACUGGAGGGGACACCGCUGCGAAGACGAGUAUCUACGAUGUGACAGGAAAUGAUUGGAUUGCUGCACCAGAUAUGAAGAUCCCUCGGGGCUACCAAGCAUCGGCAAUCCUUUCAGAUGGUCGGACCUUUGUGAUCGGAGGCUCUUGGAGUGGUGGAAUAGGCGGGAAGAAUGGCGAGAUCUAUGAUCCUACCAAGAACUCAUGGUCGCUCCUUCCUGGCUGCCCUGUAGCGCCUAUGCUCACAGCUGAUAAUGCGGGUGUAUUUCGUCAAGACAACCACGGUUGGUUAUUUGCCUGGAAGAAUGGAUAUGUGUUCCAAGCAGGGCCAAGCAAACACAUGAACUGGUACGGUACGACAGGCAGCGGCAGCCAAACAGCCGCUGGUCUCCGGGCAAGUGAUACAGAUUCCAUGGCCGGUAAUGCCAUCAUGUACGACGCUGUUGCAGGCAAGAUCCUGACCGUAGGAGGAGCACCAGACUACAAUGGCAGUAGGGCUACAAGAAACGCUCAUGUGAUCACAAUUGGGACUCCUGGAUCAACUCCAUCAGUUGUGCAGAUCAACACAAUGUGGUACGCCCGUGCCUUUUCCAAUGGCGUUGUUCUCCCAGAUGGCAAGGUUUUUAUUACUGGUGGUCAGACUUUCACCGACCCUUUCACGGAUAACAACGCCAUCCUUACUCCUGAGCUUUGGGAUCCGACAACUACCAAAUUCGUUAAAAUGGCUUCCAAUCAGACUCCUCGCACCUAUCACUCUGUCGGUCUUCUCAUGCAAGAUGGCACUGUCUUCGCUGGCGGUGGAGGACUUUGUGGCUCCUGCCACACGAACCACUUGGAUGGGCAAUUUUAUUCCCCGCCCUACCUCUUUGCGAGUGAUGGAGUCACUCGAGCUACACGCCCAGCGAUCUCCUCCCUGUCCGCGACAACAGUCAAAAUUGGAGGCAGCAUAACAGUCACCAUGGCUGGGGCUGUUAACAGCUUCUCUUUGAUCCGAAUGGCCAGUACGACCCACACGGUGAACACAGAUCAGAGAUGUAUCCCAUUGACACCAACUGUCAGUGGGCUGAAGUAUACAAUUAUGGUGCCUGGAGAUGCCGGUGUUGCUUUGCCCGGUUAUUGGAUGCUCUUUGCUCUUGACUCUGCCGGGGUGCCAAGUUUAGCAAAGACAGUGCUUAUUACACUAUAAACAAAAAAUGGUCACUGCUGCAUCACCCCUUUGGCGGCGGAUUAUUUUGCCCCAUAUAUAGUAAGCUCCCUCCCACUGCCGGGACGCACGUCUGAAUAAAAUCUUGUCCUUCUGUCGGCCAGUCCCGACGCGGGAGCAGUUAUGGUCGAGGGAAGCGGGGUUCAAGGCGAGGAGGAUUGGGGGGGAUCAGAUACACCACAAAAGAAAAUAAAGAGGUUCACAUCGGAAGGAGACAUAUGGCGCAACAUCGUUACUAGCAACAAUUAAUGUACUAUACAAUAAGUUCGCCCGUUUAUUGGCAUCCCUCGUAUUAUUAUAUCGUACAGUUUCUCUAGACCUGUUUGCAGAAAAAAGAAAACAUCAAACCCUGAGCUGC